GGACGGCGGCCCGGGGGGCCCCCAGGGCCCAGCAUGCAGGGGGGGCCCCGGGGGGCCCCCCGGGGGGCCCCCCGGGGGGCCCCCCUCUAGACCCUGCAGCUGCUUCGGAAGUGCUGCGGCUGCUGCUGCGCAGCGGCGAAGAGCCGCAGCAGCUGCUGCGGCUGUUUCAGCGGGGCCGGCGGCACGCAGCUUUUGCUGCGCUGCAGCAGUGCUUCUCGAGGGAGGCGCAAGGUGCUGCUGCUGCUGCUGCUGCUGCUGCUGCUGCUGCUGCUGCAGCAGCAGACGGUGCAGCAGCAGCAGCAGCAGCAGCAGAAGUGGAUGUUGUGAAGGAAGUGAGCGCAGCAAGUGCCGACCUGGCGCUGGAAGCAGCGUGCAGCCGGGUGUCUGUACACUACGUGGGGCUGGUGGCAGCAGCAGUGAAGGACUUGUUAUUUAUUUUUAAAUUUAUUUCCGUUUUAAAAGAAAAAGAAAAAGAAGAAAGUGAAGAAGCAAAAGACAAGACGGAGGCUGCUGCGCUGCAGCGGGUGCGCGCUGCUGUCGAUACAGCUGAAGCAGCAAACCCCACACUGCCUCCAGAAGCAACUCCAACUAUUAUUUCUUUUAUUUCUGCAUUAUUAGAAGCAGCUUUUUCUCCGCUUUCUGCCAUGAUUGCUUCCACAGUUCCUGCUGCUGCUGCUGUCGUCAGGGGCACUGCUGCUGUUGUGGCGGCCUUCGAGGCCUCCUGGCAGCCGCUGCUGCCGCUGCAGCUGCAGCAGCAAGCAGCAGCAGCAGCAGCAGCAGCGCAGCAAAACAUUCUGCUCGAGGCCGCCGCCCUGGCCUUCAAGCGCGCCUACGCCAAGGUGGCGCAGGAGCUGCACGACUCCACUGCAGCAACGCUGCAGCAGCAGCAGCAGCGCCAGCAGCAGCAGCAGCAGCAGCAGCAGGGAGAGGCCUCCCCCGCAGCUGCUGCGGACUUCUCCCCUGCAGAACUCGAGCUGCUGCUGCGGCAGCAGCACGCAGCAGCACAAGCUGUUGUGGUUGAGGGCUGCGUGGCUUUGACGGACGCGCAGCAGCUGCUGCAGGGGGCCAGCAGCAGCUGGCGGUCAGCUGCAGCAGCAGGCGCAGCAGCAGCAGCAGGCGCAGCAGCAGCAGCAGCAGAGGCUGCUGCGCUGGUGCAGCAGCACAUCACGCCCUGGGUGUGGGGCCUCUUUGAACUUUUUGUCCGCCUCGUGGCCGCUAUGACAAAAGAUGUUCCUGCUGCUUUUAGUGGCUAUUCUGAAGUUCUAGAAGAUGUUCUCCGAGACUUUUCAGAAACUGAAAAGCAGCAAAUUCUUUUAAAUGAAAAAAAUCCGCAGCAGCACUGGCUUCCUGCGCAGGUGGAGGCGACGCUGCGGGCAGCCCUUGCUGCGGACUUGCAUGCGCCUGAAACUUCAGGUGUACGUACACCGCAGCCCCCGCUGGUCCCAGCGCUGCUUCUGGUGUAUCUACACAUCGGCCGCAGUCUGCAGCGAACUGGACUUUCGAAGUUGGAAGCAAUUGGUUCUGAACUGUUCCCUUCUUUGAAGGCUGGCUGGCUGAGCAGCAGCAGACCAGCCCCUGCUGCUGCUGCUGCUGCUGCUGCUGCUGCUGCUGCUGCUGCGCCUGCUGCUGCUGCUGCUGCUGCUGCGCAGGAAAGGCCGCGGGUGCUGCCUGUGGCCCUGCGGCUGCGAGCAGCAACGCAAAGCCUCAUGACAGCUUAUGUGUUUAUCCGGGGGCAAGCAGCAGCAGAAGCAACAGUUUCGCUGCUUGCUGCGCAGCACUUGCUGCGCUGCAGUGGCAGCAGCAACAGCAGCAGCAACGGCAGCAGCAACAGCAGCAGCAAUGGCAAUGAUAGUGGCAGCAACAGUGGCAAUAGUGGCGCUGAAGACUGCAGCAAAAGCAUGCAAUUAGAAGCAGCAGCAAAUGAAAAAGAAGCAAAGUGGGGGCCCCCCGAAAGGGCCUCCGGCUGCUUCCUGCCUCUGAUGAAAGUGCUGCAGCACUGCAGCAGCGAACUGGCGCUGCUGCUGGAGGACGGUGCGCAGCGGCCAGCAGCAGCAGCAGCAGCAGGAGCCGCAGCAGCAGCAGCAGGCGCAGCAGCAGCAGGGGCGCAGGGGGCGGGGGGCGCUGCUGCUGCUGCUGCUGCUGCGCUGCUGCUGCAGCCGCAGCGGCGGCUGCAGCGGCCCCUGGGCCGGAGAAGGUCCCCCAUAGAAAGGGAAAUGGAAAGACUCUUUGCGAGGAAGCAGCGAGUGUUUGCUGCUGCAGCACAGAGCCGCAGCAAAGCUCUGAUGGGAGUCUUUCGAAUUGCUGCUCGUGCUGCUCUGGAAUUCGUGCGCUGCUGCGUCUACAGCGGCCCCGGGGAGCUGCAGCAGCUGCAGCUGGACUGUGCUGCAGCAGCAGCAGCAGUUCGGGUGUACGUACACCCCGAGGACGCUGCUGUCGUCGACGGCUUCUUCGACGAAAUCGCGGCCUGCGCGGCGCUGCGGUGUACAGGCAGCUCCGCGGGGUGUACGUACACCUCGCCGCUGGCGCUGCUGCUGAGCGAAACGGAGCUCGAGGCCCUCUUGGCUCGAGACAAAAACGUUUAUCUUUUUCCGGACUCGCAGCAGUAG
Eimeria necatrix is the source of this 2606-nucleotide messenger RNA. RefSeq lists its product as hypothetical. The annotation marks the transcript as partial. The transcript has 2 exons. Gene Ontology annotation, biological process: lysosomal transport; retrograde transport, endosome to Golgi; Golgi organization. NCBI's taxonomy places the organism in Eukaryota, Apicomplexa, Conoidasida, Eucoccidiorida, Eimeriidae. Gene Ontology annotation, cellular component: membrane; EARP complex; GARP complex. The record is from RefSeq and is a predicted model, not a curated record.